GUUCGCGAAUGCGGAGCGCGGUUCGCGUCACGGAGGCGGCCAGUUUUUGCUGUUACGGAAUCUCCCGCCCUGGCUGCGCUCUUCCUCAACCAGUCGUCCCAUUGCGGUGCACAAGGAUCGGAAGAAGGUGGAAGAACCUGUGUAUGGUGGG
Amoebophrya sp. A120 is the source of this 151-nucleotide messenger RNA. The record is from the annotation of a GenBank genome assembly. Lineage: Eukaryota; Dinophyceae; Syndiniales; Amoebophryaceae.